CAGAAACGAGUAGGGUUGAAGCUGUCGGCUGCCUCUCUGCUUCCUCGACCUGCGGAUUCGUUCAAACCCCAUAUCCUGCGAACAAGAAAUGGCUUCCUUCUGCAGAUCAGCUCUAAUGGCGGGCUCAAGGUCCAUAGCUCGCUCAAGAGCCCUCACCCAAACCUCCCUUAACUCCUUAAACCCGGCAGCCAUGGCGUCCCCGUUUGCUUCCGCCACCAGAACAAUUCCUUGUGCUACAAGAUUCGUUUCGGUAUUGGGAUGCAUGGAGUCAAUGAUGCCGCUUCACAGCGCCAUUGCUUCUGCUCGGCUUACAUCCAACAUUGCCGUCGAUUCCACCUGCUGGAGCUCCCUUUCUCUUGGUCUUGCAUCACCGUUGUGACAAGGCCCACUGGCUUGUAAAAGAGGGCUUCUCGAUCGAAGCUGAGUAUGACCCAAAUUUAACCAGGCAACCUCAUCCCGGUUCGUUCAAGUUGUACUGUACUGCUCUCCUCCAAUGGCAUAUAAGUUUCUAUUUGAUAAACGAUAUCAGUGACCAAUUUUGUUUUUGCUUAAACUGUGGUAUACACUGAUUGUGAUGGCGUACUAUGUAAUGCUUGAAGAAUCAAUGGACUAUCAACUAGAACAAUAGGAAUGAUACACGUGAUGCAUGAGCUUAUUAAUUAUUUGGGUUGAGGGCCUUCUAUUUGGUCA
This is a messenger RNA of Malus domestica (apple), 690 nucleotides long. RefSeq names its product protein NONRESPONDING TO OXYLIPINS 2, mitochondrial-like. The record is from RefSeq and is a predicted model, not a curated record. NCBI's taxonomy places the organism in Eukaryota, Viridiplantae, Streptophyta, Magnoliopsida, Rosales, Rosaceae.